Messenger RNA from Suillus subaureus, 222 nucleotides. RefSeq lists its product as uncharacterized. The record is from RefSeq and is a predicted model, not a curated record. NCBI's taxonomy places the organism in Eukaryota, Fungi, Basidiomycota, Agaricomycetes, Boletales, Suillaceae. The transcript has a single exon. Bases 1 to 222 code for a protein of 73 amino acids.
AUGGAUACUGUGGAUCCUGAUGAUGUUUUGGGCAAUGCAUCUUUCAAGCCUACAGUGGCGAACCCUUUGCCACCUACAGUUGACGAGAUGAAGGCCAUUUGUGAAUGGCUCAUAAAUGACCUUAAGGCCAAGUCUAUCAUCACCAUUGCCUUUCUACCUCUGUCCAACAGCUUAUUUCAACCAGUCAUAAGGUGGCUGCUUGUGAUGCCUAGAAGAUCCUAG